Molecule: messenger RNA, 1994 nt
Organism: Aspergillus nomiae NRRL 13137
Lineage: Eukaryota; Fungi; Ascomycota; Eurotiomycetes; Eurotiales; Aspergillaceae
Gene: cp3
Product: carboxypeptidase C PRC1
Exons: 3
Coding region: 165-1793 (542 amino acids)
Biological process (GO): proteolysis
Cellular component (GO): fungal-type vacuole
Molecular function (GO): serine-type carboxypeptidase activity
Source: RefSeq, a predicted model, not a curated record
CUCCUUCUCCGACCUUUUAUCACCCGUAGCUGAUUCUUCAUCAGCUACUUAACUGAUUCUGUUAGAUUUGUUUUUCCUACCGCAAGGUACCUCUUAUCGCCAUCUCGCACUUCCAUCAUAAACACCCCCUUGUUACCUCUCAUUUGGAGUCGAAGUGAUUCAAGAUGAGAGUAUUGCCGGCUACUUUGCUGGUGGGAGCUGCCUCCGCGGCCGUUCCGCCUCUCCAGCAGGUGCUGGGUCGGCCUGAGGAGGGCAUGAGCUUCUCCAAGCCCCUCCAGGCCUUGCAAGAACAGCUGAAGACUCUUUCAGAUGACGCUCGUAAUCUCUGGGAUGAAGUUGCCAACUACUUCCCGGACAGCAUGGACCACAACCCGGUCUUCUCUCUUCCCAAGAAGCACACCCGUCGUCCGGAUUCUCAUUGGGACCACAUUGUCCGUGGUUCUGAUGUCCAGAAGAUCUGGGUGAACAAUGCCAACGGAGAGAAGGAGAGAGAGAUCGACGGAAAGCUCGAGGCUUACGAUCUCCGUGUCAAGAAGGCUGAUCCAAGCGCUCUCGGUAUUGACCCGAACGUGAAGCAGUACACUGGUUAUCUCGACGAUAACGAUAAUGACAAGCAUCUGUUCUACUGGUUCUUUGAAUCUCGCAAUGAUCCUAAGAAUGACCCUGUCGUGCUCUGGCUGAAUGGCGGCCCCGGCUGCUCUUCCCUCACUGGCCUAUUCAUGGAGCUGGGACCUAGCAGCAUCGAUGCGAACAUUAAGCCUGUCUACAAUGACUUCUCGUGGAACUCUAACGCCUCCGUCAUUUUCCUUGAUCAGCCCGUUAAUGUCGGCUAUUCCUACAGUGGCUCCGCUGUCAGCGACACUGUUGCUGCUGGCAAGGAUGUCUACGCUCUGCUCUCUCUCUUCUUCAAACAGUUCCCCGAGUAUGCGAAGCAGGACUUCCACAUUGCCGGCGAGUCAUAUGCCGGACAUUACAUUCCGGUCUUUGCAUCCGAGAUCUUGGCCCACAAGAAUCGUAACAUCAACCUCAAGUCCGUCCUCAUUGGUAACGGUCUCACGGACGGCCUCACUCAGUACGAGUACUACCGCCCUAUGGGAUGUGGUGAGGGUGGCUACAAAGCUGUCCUCGAUAAGGCCACCUGCCAAUCUAUGGACAAUGCCUUGCCCCGUUGCAAGUCGAUGAUCGAGUCUUGCUAUAACUCCGAGAGUGCCUGGGUCUGUGUCCCUGCCUCGAUUUACUGUAACAAUGCUCUUAUCGGACCUUACCAGCGCACCGGACAGAACGUCUACGACGUUCGCAGCAAGUGUGAGGAUGAAAGCAACCUUUGCUACAAGGGCAUGGGCUACGUGAGUGAAUAUCUUAACAAGGCUGAGGUUCGCGAGGCAGUCGGAGCCGAAGUCAAUGGCUACGACUCGUGCAACUUCGACAUCAACCGUAACUUCCUGUUCCACGGUGAUUGGAUGAAGCCCUACCACCGUCUCGUUCCCGGCCUUCUCGAGCAGAUUCCUGUGCUGAUCUACGCCGGUGAUGCCGACUACAUCUGCAACUGGCUCGGCAACAAGGCCUGGACGGAGGCUCUUGAAUGGCCUGGCCAGAAGGAGUACGCCUCGGCCGAGCUGGAGGAUCUGAAGAUCGAGCAGAACGAACACACCGGCAAGAAGAUCGGUCAGGUUAAGUCUCAUGGAAACUUUACCUUCAUGCGUCUCUACGGUGGAGGUCACAUGGUUCCCAUGGACCAACCCGAGGCUAGUCUGGAAUUCUUCAACCGCUGGUUGGGUGGUGAAUGGUUCUAGACCGGCCAGUUGGGAUUUGGAUAAGACAUACCUGGAUGUGUCUUGAUGAUAUAGUGCUGGCCCAGUGACUGGCGCACUGAAUAUGUUUCAUGCGUAAUGUGCUUCAAUUGCUUGUGUACUGUGAUGUAUGUACAUCAACCUUCAUGGUCGCAUCGUGCUAUGUGUAUCGAAAUAUAUAUAGGGUAUCGAUGCGACGACUAG